Messenger RNA from Nyctereutes procyonoides (raccoon dog), 303 nucleotides. RefSeq names its product prothymosin alpha-like. The coding region runs from base 1 to 303 and encodes 100 amino acids. The record is from RefSeq and is a predicted model, not a curated record. The transcript has a single exon. Gene Ontology annotation, biological process: positive regulation of transcription by RNA polymerase II; negative regulation of apoptotic process. Gene Ontology annotation, molecular function: histone binding. Gene Ontology annotation, cellular component: nucleus. Lineage: Eukaryota; Metazoa; Chordata; Mammalia; Carnivora; Canidae.
AUGUCAGAAGCAUCUGUGGACACCAGCUCCGAGAUCACCACCAAGGACUUAAAAGAGAAGAAGGAAGUUGUGGAGGAGGCAGAGAACGGAAGAGACGCGCCUGCUAAUGGGAAAGCUAAUGAGGAAAAUGGGGAGCAGGAGGCUGACAAUGAGAUAGAUGAAGAAGAGGAGGAAGGAGGGGAGGGAGAGGAGGAGGAGGAUGAAGAUGAGGAGGCCGAGGCAGGUACGGGCAAACGGGCAGCUGAAGACGAUGAGGAGGACGGCGUCGACCCCAAGAAGCAGAAGACUGAUGAGGAUAACUAG